This is a messenger RNA of Vanrija pseudolonga, 1986 nucleotides long. RefSeq lists its product as uncharacterized. The record is from RefSeq and is a predicted model, not a curated record. The transcript is spliced from 3 exons. The coding region runs from base 1 to 1986 and encodes 661 amino acids. NCBI's taxonomy places the organism in Eukaryota, Fungi, Basidiomycota, Tremellomycetes, Trichosporonales, Trichosporonaceae.
AUGCCGCGCCUAACGCUCAGCACGACGGCGCUCAGCCUCCUCCUCACGCUCGCGCUGCUGGCGGAUCUUCUCCGCGUCGCGUGCGCGCUCAGCCUCACGCUCAGCCUUCUGGGCAGCGGCGCGCUCGGCAGCCUCCUUCUUGCGCUGCUCAAUCUCGGCGGCGGCACGAGCCUCGGCCUCGGCGCGCUCGGCGGUGAGACGAGCCUCCUCCUCCUCGCGGGCGCGGGCGGCACGCUCGGCCUCCUCGGCCUCGCGUUCCCUCUGCUCACGAGCCUCCUUCUCGGCACGGUGACGGGCGAGAACACCGGCAAGGAAGCGAGACUUCUCCUCGGCAAUCUUGGCGGCGGCGGCCUUGCGGGCGGCCUCGAACUCGGCCUGCUGCUGCGACUCGACGGCCGAGCGGGCGAGAGCGUAGUCGGGCAUCAUGCGGCCAAGACGGGCCUUGAGCUCGAUAGCGUACUUCUGCUGGGUGAUAGCAGCCUCGCGAGCCUGAGCGUUGAUACGGUCGUGGGCCUUGCGGUCGUCCUCCUUCUGGCGCUCGUAGUCGGUAACAAGCAGAGGGCGCUCCUCCUUGCGGUAGGCACGCUCGAGGUGGUCGACGCGCUUGGCAAUGAUACGCAGGCGCUCGUUGAGCUCGCGCUUCUCCUUGGCAAUGUGCUCGACCUGCAUGGCAACAAUCUUGGUCGUGUCAAGGUCCUCGUCCUUGAUGGCGUCGACGUCGACCUUGAGACCGUUCUUGUUGGCGAGCUGCUCGGCAAGCUUGCGGGCCUCCUCGCGACGAGUCUCGUCCAUCAUCUUCUGCAGGCGGUCGAGCUCGGCCUGGCGAGCAGCCUCCUUCUGGGCACGGGCAGUCUCCUCGGCGAGCUGCUUGGCGCGCUCGGCACGGGCAGUAGACUCCUCGCGCUCGCGACGGAGGUUGGCCUCCUCGAGAAGCUCGCGGCGCUUCUGGACAAUGAGGCGGCGGUGGGCAAUCUGCUUGCGCUCCUCCUCGGCCUCGGCAAGAGCCGCAGCGAAGGCCUCGGCACGCGAGACAACAGGGGUAGGGUUGAGGUACUGGAUGGCGCUGUGGAGGUAGACGGCCAGGUUGGAGAGGCGGUUGAGGUCCGCGGGGGGAGCGGCAAAGUUGACAGUCUUGGCGACGUGGUCAACAGUGGCGUUGAGGUCACCGCGGCGCGAAGCAGUCAUGAGGAACUUCUCAAGCGCGGGCAUGUCAGUCUCCCAGGGUCCGCCGUCAAAGGCCUUGACAAGCGAAAGGAUGUACUGGAGGGAGAUGGUCUCGUAGACGCGCGAGAGCUCCUGGAUAAGGCGGGAGAGAACGACGUCGCGGAGGGCAGGGAGGUAGGCGGCAAAGUCGGCAGGGAGCUUGGCGACAAUGGGAGCGAGGAGCUUGCAAGCCUUGAGGGGCUGGAAGUCGACCUCGACAAUGUUGUAGAGCUGACGGACGUCGGCGGGGACACGCUUGAGGUGCUUGGCACCGGCGUCCUUCACAAGGGCCUCACGGGUAGGCAUCUUGGGGAGGUUGAGGAGAGCAACAAGACGCUGCUUGGUCUCAACGUCACCGAGAGGGACAGCGAGGGCCGAGAGAAGGACAGCGGCGGGGGCACGGUCCGAAACAGUGCCGGCACGCUCGGCGUACUGGUAGUAGCGAGCCCAGGCGGCGGCGUGGAAGACGGCGGUCUGCUUGCCACCCUCGGCACCGAAAAUCUGAGUGAGCUUCUCGUAGUAGUUGGCCAUCAUGGAGGGCUUGGCACCCUUCUUGCCGGCAACGAGGCCGUGGACGUCCUCGACCGAGCGGAAAGCCUCCUGCCAGAGCUCGAGCUCGACGGCAGUCUCGAGCUGAAGGAAGCGAGUGUCGAGGUGACGCGAGAGGGUCUCGGGGUCGGCGAGGUUGACGGCGUGCUGCUGGUGGCCAUACUUGGUGGCGUUGGCAAGGUCCUUGCGGAGACGCUGCUCGCAAAGACGGCGGAAAACUUGAAGGCGCGGUGA